This is a messenger RNA of Sordaria macrospora k-hell, 3669 nucleotides long. RefSeq lists its product as uncharacterized. Gene Ontology annotation, cellular component: cohesin complex; nucleus; chromatin. NCBI's taxonomy places the organism in Eukaryota, Fungi, Ascomycota, Sordariomycetes, Sordariales, Sordariaceae. Gene Ontology annotation, biological process: sister chromatid cohesion. Gene Ontology annotation, molecular function: chromatin binding. The record is from RefSeq and is a predicted model, not a curated record.
AUGGAGACCACCGAUAAUACUGCGACGAGCUCGCCCACUCCUACCUCGACUGCGCGCCGUAGUGGACGCGUCACGAAAGCCCCCGCCAAGUUCACCCCCGAACCGACUACGCUCAGUAAGCGUAAGCGCACAUCGGAAAAUGACAACGGCGAGGACGGCGAAAAUGAAUCGCCCGAAGACGAAGAGGACCUCAAUGAAGAUGACGACCCCGACGCCAGCGAAGUUGAGCAGGAGCGCCAGCGUUCCAGAAAGAGGAAGCCGUCAUCCCAGUCGGCAAAGGCCAAGAAACCGGCUUUGAAAAAGCCAAAGAUCAACGGAGAUGCGCCAUCCACCACUAAUCCGCCAUCGCGUCCGCAAACACCAGCAGAAGUGCCUGCGGUUGCGCACGCGCUGGCACUGAACAACCUUGCCAGCCUUCCUAGCAGGCCGAAGAAGUCUGCUCGAGUUGCAAUCGCCCAGCCUGAGGGUGAGGGCCUCUACACCGAUAUUUUUAGGUCCGACGACCGACCCAACGAAGUUGCGACCCGAUGGUAUCACAAAUACCAGGCUGACCACGCCGAAGCCCUUACCGACCUCGUCAACUGCAUCCUCUUGUCCGCCGGAUGUGACCAGCGAGUGACGGAGGAUGAUAUUAGAGACCCCGAUAACUGCCAGAACCGUUUGGCGGAUCUACAAAACGUUUAUGCCGAGGAGGGCAUUACGGAUUACCCAUUGAUCUCACGGGCCAGAACAACUAGGUCAUUCCGCGAUCUUCUAGUUGGCUUCUUCAAAUCCCUGGUGGACGUUUUGCAUGAGACCGAUGCCUUGUACAAGGAUGUUCAAAUACUGGAGAACAUUUCCCGAUGGGUGGCAUCCAUGUCCUCUUCGACACUUCGCCCAUUCAGGCAUACAGCCACUACCAUUGCGCUUGCCAUUCAAACGGCACUUGUCAAGGCGGCGGGUAUUUUGGAUGGGCGUAUCAGCAAUUACAUGCAGCAACUUGAGAAGACGAAAGGGAAAGGAUCCAAGAAUGCCGGCCUUGUCGAAUCUAUACAACAAAACCUUACAGACGCCGAGCACUACCGUGAUGUUUGCAAGGAUCAAAUCCAGGACAUUUUCGACACUGUCUUCGUUCACCGGUACCGCGACAUCGACGCCAAAAUACGGACGGAGUGUGUGGAGGCGCUCGGCAACUGGAUUUGGAUGCUUCCUACAGUGUUCAUGGAGCCUGAGUACCUCCGUUACCUCGGCUGGAUGCUUUCCGACGUAAUGCCGCAAACAAGACACGAGGUUCUCAAGCAGCUCGGCAGGAUAUUCAAGAACCACGCCGAAAAGCUCGGUCAUUUUAUUGAUCGGUUCCGGCCACGACUGGUCGAGAUGGCCACCAAGGAUUCUGAUGUCAACGUCCGCGUGGUAGCCAUCAGCAACAUUCAGAUCUUGAAGGAUUCUGGCAAUCUGGAACCGGACGAGAUCGACUCUAUCGGGCGUUUGAUUUUCGACCCAGAACUGCGUAUCCGCAAAGCUGUCCUUGACUUUUUUGCUGGGUGCGUCAAUGAUUCCAUCGAGGGCAAGGUUGAAGAAAUUGGAGGCGAGGACGCCAUUGAUGAGCUGUUCCAGGACCAGGACGAGGACGAUUUCAGCUCGCCGCGGAGCGACUGGGUUAGUAUCAAGUGCCUCGCAGAGCUCCUCGCAGCAUAUGAUACCCAACUCGAGGAGGAGAACCCCGUCGAGCCUCCGCGCAGUUUGGAUAUUGCUGUGGAUGCGAUUCCGGCUGUCGCCCCCGAGACCAGAAUCUCUCUGGCUGGCCACGUCUUGUAUGAGAAGAUCGACCAGCUAAAGAACUGGGAGCUUCUAUCUGGGUAUCUACUUUACGAUCACUCUUCUAGCGCAAGCUCAAAAUCGGCGUCCAAGGGAGGUUCCGUUGAGGCCGCCCUGCGGAGAGCAGUUGCGCCUGAGGGCAGAGAGGAGGCUAUAUUGUUGGAAGUCCUCGCUUCUGCCGUGCGGUCGAGUCUUGCUGCUCCUGCUGAACUCGAGAAGAGCAAGAAGCACCCGCGAGCUGAGGGCAUCCACCUUAUCGGACCAGAAGAGGCUGCUCGUAAACUGGCUUCUAUCAUUCCUCAGCUUCUGAGCAAGUAUGGGGGGGAAGCAAGCACGGCCGUUACCGUGCUACGGCUAGAACACUCGCUGGAUCUCAACGUAUACCAGCAACUGGGGCAAGACUCAACUACCUACGACAGGUUAUUAACUGGAAUUUGCACCCAGUUCGACAGGCACAUCGAUAGAGGUGUUUUGGCAGAGACGACCACGGCAUUGUUGCAUGGAAGGAAAUACCCCGCAUUGGAAGAAACAAUAGACGAGAAGGUGUCAGAGCUAUGGGACAAGACCAUUAACAAGCUACGGCAAUUUGACAAGUCCAGCGAGCUGGGCAUCCGUCGUAACCUUGAGGAGCCUGCCAUCAUCGAACUUGGCAACGUCCUCUCCAAGACCAGUAAACUCGUCACGCUUAGGGACUGUACCGAAGUGCUGGAGGCAGAAGGCCAGGUGGAGGGCUCCGAGUCUUCGGCCAUUGAGGUUCUGAUUCGCAUUGUUAUGCGUGGCAAGCUGGACCAGGUUGAUGAGAAUCUGGAUGACCCUGAGGACGAGACAGUUUCUUACGCCGUUAAGACCUGCCUCUUCUACUUCAUGUGGAAGGCUCGCGCCUUGCGCGAAGCGGUCAACGAACAAAGGGCUAUUCCCGCCCUUCAGAUCGAGCGUCUCAACGCCCUGCGCCAGUCCUUCGUAAGGAACCUCGUGUGGACACUUUCCUCGCGCGGAACCAACGAUGACUUGCGCCUCUUCUCCACCGGUGCUCUGUGCGACUUGCACGUCGCCUUUGCCUCGGUCCGACGUGUCAUCGAGCGCCAUGCCGCAGAGGGAUCCGACGUCGACUACUCGCUCAUCGACCCACUCCUCGAAACCGUCGACCCUGGCCUCACGCGCGAGAUGAUUGAAAUCUUCACAGCUGCCGAACGCGCUUACGCCCGUUGCAUCAAUAGGCAACUGAACAACCCGGGCGAAGACGAGGGGCCCAUCGAGCAUUUCUCGUCGGAUGAGGAGGACGACGAAGAUGAAGAUGACAGCAACCUCACGCCCGUGCAGAAGAAGAGGAAGGAGCUCAAGGCGGAACGGGUUCUCUGCGAGCUCACAGGCAAGAUGGUGCUCGCCAUCGUGGCCAAGGUGUUCGACCAGCGUGCGGAUGGCAAGAUCAAGAAGAGGAUGCUGAGGAAUCAGAGCAAGCUGGGUCACAACUUCAAGGAGACGCUGGCGUAUCUUGUUGACGAAGGCCGGGCUGCCAGGGUGAGGGACGCGGCUGCUAAAGCGGCUGGCAAGAAGAAGAGGCCGGCUCCUGCUGCGCCUGGCUCAAGGGGUCGGAAUAGCAGACCAGCGGCUGCCGGGAACUCUUCUGGUGCAGCAGCUGGGAAGAAGCAGGCGCUCAGUGCGGAGAUCAUCACUGCUGAUGAUGACGACUCGGAGCUAUCGGAUAUUGAAAUCGAGGACGAGGAUCCCGCGGCCGCAGCUCCCGAACCUGCAGAGACAACCGAGCUGGCCGAUGAUCCUAUUGAGGAUAACGAUGAGAAAGGAGAAGGCGGAAAGGAAGACGGCAAGAGCAAGAAGGACGACGAUGGUGACGAAGACAUGGACGAUGAGUAA